AUGGAUCAACUGAUGCCCGGCGAUGGCGGCCGAAACCCGCUGGAGGCCUGGUUUUGGGAGAUGCCCAUAUGCACCAGAUGGUGGACUACGGCGACCGUCCUGGUCAGCGCGCUGGUCCAGUGCCAGGUUGUCACAGCCUUCCAACUCUUCUACAGCGUGCGCACCGUGUUCGGCAAGGGAGAGUAUUGGCGCAUGAUUACGACCUUCCUCUACUUCGGCCCCUUCUCGAUCGACCUCCUGUUCCACGUCUACUUCCUGCAGCGCUAUGCCCGCCUCCUCGAGGAGUCGUCCGGCCGCUCCCCCGCCCACUUUUCGUGGCUGCUCCUCUACGCCAUGGUGUCGCUGCUCUGCCUGUCGCCGCUCGUGUCCAUGCCCUUCCUGGGCCACCCGCUGUCGUCCAUCCUGGUCUACAUCUGGUCGCGGCGCAACCCCGAGACCCGCCUGAGCUUCCUCGGGCUUCUGGUCUUCACGGCGCCCUACCUGCCCUGGGUCCUGAUGGGCUUCAGCCUCGUUAUGCACGGGACCGUCCCCAAGGACGAGAUCAUGGGCGUCGUCAUCGGCCACGUCUGGUAUUUCUUCACCGACGUCUACCCGCCGAUGCACUAUGGAUCGCGGCCCUUUGACCCCCCCAACUGGUGGCGCAGGCUGUUUGAGGGGAGGAGAAGAGAGGAGGAUGCCACGGCGAUUGAGAACGAGUUCGCUGUCGGCGGGGGCCCCGAAUUGGCGGCCGCCGAUGUUCGAUGA
Neoarthrinium moseri is the source of this 744-nucleotide messenger RNA. RefSeq lists its product as uncharacterized. Gene Ontology annotation, biological process: endoplasmic reticulum unfolded protein response. Gene Ontology annotation, molecular function: misfolded protein binding; ubiquitin-specific protease binding. Bases 1 to 744 code for a protein of 247 amino acids. The record is from RefSeq and is a predicted model, not a curated record. NCBI's taxonomy places the organism in Eukaryota, Fungi, Ascomycota, Sordariomycetes, Amphisphaeriales, Apiosporaceae. The transcript is spliced from 2 exons. Gene Ontology annotation, cellular component: endoplasmic reticulum membrane; Hrd1p ubiquitin ligase ERAD-L complex.